Molecule: messenger RNA, 2427 nt
Organism: Aspergillus fumigatus Af293
Lineage: Eukaryota; Fungi; Ascomycota; Eurotiomycetes; Eurotiales; Aspergillaceae
Product: putative PKS-like enzyme
Exons: 5
Coding region: 1-2427 (808 amino acids)
Biological process (GO): secondary metabolite biosynthetic process; fatty acid biosynthetic process
Molecular function (GO): oxidoreductase activity; phosphopantetheine binding; fatty acid synthase activity
Source: RefSeq, a predicted model, not a curated record
AUGGGGCUGCGAGCGCUCGCCCAGCUCGGCCUGCUGGCUGCCCUGAGUAAGGUGAGCACGCCCGUGGACAAGUUCAAGCGGCUCGACCACCAGGGACGCGAUAUCGGGGACACCAUGUUCUUCACGUAUUUCCAACCGAGGGAUUUGCUGCAGGUCCUUUGGGAGUCUCUCCCAGCCGAAGCGCAAUCGAAGACGCACGCCCAGAAAAAGGUUUCGGACAUCAAGACGACCGAGACCGGUGUCGUGGUGAGCUGCACGGAUGGGACGUCCUACGAGGGCUCGAUGGUCAUUGGCGCGGACGGCGCGUACAGCGUGGUGCGCAAACACAUACAACUGAUGGCUCUCAGGGAGCAGCCAGCGGCGAAGGAGGAGCGACCCUUCCUCACCACCUACCGCGCCUUUUGGAUGCUGAUGCCCCUGAUCCCGGGUCUCAAGGAAGGGGUGGUCAAGAAUUGGAGCUGGGGCGGCCAUCAUGCUGGCCAGACACUUGGGCGUGACGGAGAUCUCUACGCGACAGCCGGGUCGCAGGAGAAGCGAGACCUCCUCACGCGCGAGUACGGCAUCCCUGCCGAGCGCAUCUUCAGCAGCCGCGACGCCUCGUUUGCCCCAGCGGUCCUGGCCGCCACCGAGGGGCGCGGGGUCGACGUCAUGCUCAACUCGCUGCCCGGUCCACUCCUGCAGGCCAGCCUCAGCGUCAUCGCGCCCCUCGGCCAUCUGAUCGAAUUCGGCAAGAAAGAGAUCGAGACGAACAGCCUGGUCGCGCUGGAGUGCUUCUCGCGCGGCAUCUCGCUGGCCUCGUUGGAUGUGCCCACGCUCUUGCGCCGUCGCGGACCCGACAUCCACCGCAUCCUGGGCGAGGUCACCCGUCUGGUGGACCAGCGCGCCCUGAAGCCCCAUGUCCAGGACGCCUUUCGAUUCCUGCAGACGGGGGCACACAUGGGAAAGGUUGUGCUGCCGGCGGGCCCAGAGGAGGUCGUUCCAGUAGUCCCACGGCCCAAGGGGAUCACCCCUCGACCCCGACUGCGCUCCGAUGCAUCAUACCUGGUCGUGGGCGGCGUCGGCGGCAUUGGCCGGUCUAUCGCGCACUGGCUGGUCGACCACGGCGCCCAGAACCUGAUCCUCCUCUCCCGCAGCGCCGGCGAUCUCGAUCUCGCCCAGAACCAAAACGCCGAGGGCGCUCUGUUCGUCCGCGAGCUACGCGCCGCCGGCUGCCGCGUGAAGCCGGUCAGCUGCGACAUCGCCCUAGCCAGCUCCCUCGCCAAGGCCCUCCGCGCCUGCGAGGACGAGGGUCUCCCACCCGUGCGGGGCGUCAUCCAGGGCGCCAUGCUCCUGCGCGACGCGAUCUUCGAGCAGAUGACGCUGGCCGACUGGAAGAGCGGCCUGGCGCCCAAGCUCAACGGCAGCUGGAACCUGCACACGGAGUUCUCGACGCGCGGUGGGCUCGACUUCUUCGUCAUGCUCUCGUCUGUCUCGGGGGUCAUAGGCAUCGCGUCCCAGACCAACUACGCCGCGGGUGGCUCCUACGAGGAUGCGCUGGCCCGCUGGCGCCAGGCCCGGGGUCUCCCCGGCGUAUCGAUCGACCUUGGACCCAUCUCGGACAUUGGCUACGUUUCGCAAGAGGCCAAGGUCGCCGAGCGCCUGCGCAAGGACGGCGACUUCGCGAUGCUCGACGAGGAAAUCGUGCUCCGGGCCCUCAAUGCCGCUGUGCUGUACCCGCUCGGCACGAGCAGCCGCCCCCAGCUCGUCGUCGGCCUCAACUCCGAGCCUGGCCCGCAGUGGGAUCCCGCCGGCGGCUCCCAGCUCGGACGUGAUGCGCGAUUCUUGCACCUGCGGCCGCGCCGGAAGGCGUCGCCGCAUGGCAAAGCGGCCGAUGGCGGCGCCGACAGCAGCAAGGCUGCCUCGCUCAUCGGGGCUGCCAUUGCCUCGAAGCUGGCUGAUAUCAUGGCGCCCGUGACGGAGAUCGACCUGAGCAAGCCGCCUGCGCACUUCGGGGUCGACUCGCUGAUCGCUGUCGAGCUGCGCAACAUGCUGGUCCUGCAGGCUGCCGCGGACAUUUCGAUAUUCAAUCUCUUGCAAACUCCGUCCUUGGCUGCCCUGGCUGCGAGCGUGGCGGAAAAGAGUCGCCACGUUAACGCGGCUGCUUACACUCACGUUCUGGGUCCUGGGUGCAUACUAACAAGGUUCCUCUCCAGCUAUGAACCCAUGCUGGGCAGAGAUGAAGAGGCUGAGUAUCCAGGGAUGGCCCAGGCCAGAAGGAAGGAACAGUUCAAUUGCGGUGCUGGACAUUCUACAUAUUUCUGUGCACUUUGCUUUAUUUUGUUCCUUAUUGGCUUUAUUCUAGGCGUUGAAGGUAGUAGUACUCUGGAUAGAUCUGAAUUUAACCGACCGCAUUGCUCGUCCAUGGAUAAUAGUAUUAAAUAUAGAUAA